This is a messenger RNA of Scatophagus argus, 3987 nucleotides long. Its product is annotated as genetic suppressor element 1. The transcript has 4 exons. The record is from RefSeq and is a predicted model, not a curated record. Gene Ontology annotation, molecular function: RNA binding; protein binding. Bases 637 to 2718 code for a protein of 693 amino acids. Gene Ontology annotation, biological process: negative regulation of transcription by RNA polymerase II; nervous system development. NCBI's taxonomy places the organism in Eukaryota, Metazoa, Chordata, Actinopteri, Scatophagidae. Gene Ontology annotation, cellular component: nucleus.
GAGGGAUGAGUGUAGACUGAAGUUGUAGGGGUGAGAUAGAAGGUGUGUGUCAGCUAGAGCUAAAGGGGAGAGAGAAGAAGGGAGGGGGUUAGAGAGAUCAAGCAUGCUGAGGAGAGAGAAAGGGAGCGCACUCACACAGAGAUAGAGAGAGAGAGAGAGAGAGAGAGAGUGAGCAAAGAGGCGUUUAGAGAGAGAGAGAGAAGGAGGAGAGGCAGGAAUUGGAUGAAGGGAGGGGAGGCUGAGCAGUAGCGAGGAGGAAGAGACUCACAGUCUCAAAACUGGAUAUUCUUACGUGUCUGCUGUGCUGCCUGAUCCAAUGUGUAAACUCUCUGCUACCUGCUACUCAAAGGCACCCGGCAAGUGGUGCUGUGGAGGAGCACUGUAGCACAGUGAGGAGCUGAGGAGUGGGUUGACCCUCUGGGAGGACUGGAACAUGAAUGACUGCCAACACGGGGAUGUCUGCUCAGCUCGCACUAAGGUGAGUGGUGCUUCAGUACAAAAAACUCAACAGUGACCUGACAGUGAUGCUGUGUUGCAGCCUUACCCUCUGUCUGUGCCCCUCGUUCUCCCGUGAGGCCCAUGUGACCUAGCCUACACCCGCACACAGGGGGCCCCCACUGCCGCUGGAGCCCACCCAUGAAUCCCAGCCCCGACCGCGGCAAAGAGUGCCUCCCUCCCAAGAAGAGGGAGUCUCGCCAAGGAUCAACAGAACAUCACAUCCCUCUGGAUGAGUUUAAACCCCCAGUGCCACUUCGGAAUCGGUCCAGCACAGGGGGAGGGGAGGGAGGCAGAGAGGCCAGUGACAGGGACCGAGCUCUGAUUAACCCAAACCCUGCUCUCCUACAUACUCCUCCACCCAUUCCUGCUCCAGCACCAGGCCUCACCCUGUCCCUACCAUGGCACCUGAGCUACUCUCCCUCUGCUUCUCUCCCCCUUUUCCCAGGGCAGGUUGGUGAGAGGAGGGGCUCGGGCUCUCCUGCCUGGAGAGAUGAUCCUCUCCCCUCACCCCUGACCCACCACUCCAGGUGGCAUAGAGGGGAAGGGCCCCUCUCCUUACCACCUUCCCCAUCUUCUUCCUCUGCUUCCUCAUUUAAGAUGCCCUACCCAGCUGAUUCAAGAGAGAUGUGGUCCUAUAUUAACAGUGGUCGAAGGGACAACAGCUCCUCUCUCUUCUCCCCAUCAUAUUUGUUUAGCCACCAUUCUUUCUACUCUCAAGAACCAAGCUUAAUUGAAGCCAGACACAGGUACCUGGGUAAGAGGCCCAAUGGCCUGGAUGGGCUAGGCAGCAGGACUGCCUCAACCUCCAGGCCUCUACUCACAGGGGAAUAUGGGAAUGAUAGCAGCAGGACCAGAAUGGAUAUCAGUCCACACAGCUCCCAUACUAAUGGUGGACGGAGACAGCAAGAGGAUCUAGCAUCCCGUGUUCAUUCUGGAGGGCCAUUUUUGUCAGACUGUCAAGCUCAGGAGGGCGCUGAGCCACAUUCCUCGCUGCAGGACAGAAAUCCACAUGGAAUAGUUAAGACCAGCUCCAAUUUACUCUCCAGCAGUCCCCAUCCCCUGGGACUAGUCCCCAGGGCAGGUAGAGGGGGUCUAUUGGACCCUCUAGGGGCCACACCAGCUGAAGCCCAGAUCUACUACUCCCUGGGAUCAGUGUGCCACCCCAGCCCUCAGACCCAGGCCUACCCACUCUUCAGCCCCUCAGGAACACCUCUGUACAAUCCACACAGGGAGCAAGGCCCCAGGCAGCACAAUCUAAGGAACUCACCACACUCACCACAGGGUCUGCCUAACAGCCAUGAUAGGUCACAAAGAGACCGAGACAGAGACCGGGACAGAGACCAAGAAAGAGACAGAGAAAAAGUCCUACAAAGGGACAAGGAGCGAGGUAAAGACAAAGACAAGCAUCUACAACAUGAUAAAGACCAAGAAAGAGACAGUGAGCGUGAGAGACAGAAAGACAGACAAAGAGACAGAGGGAGAGAAUUAUCUCCUUCCUAUCUUCACACCUCACCCCCAGCCCCUUACCCAUCUCCCCCGGCGCUCCUACCUCACUUCACCAAGGGUUCUCUCAUUGAGUUGGCCGGUGGGCAGUUGAAGCGUGUGGAGGAGCUGCGAACUGAGGACUUCUUGAGGAGCGCAGACACCUCUCCAGAGUUCCACCUCAGCACCUGUACUGUGCAGCUGAUUUCCCCCAGCAAUGCACAGGGUUUCAGCCACCUGCAGGUCCACCUCACAGACCUCAACACUCAGGAGUUACUGAAGGUCUUGGUGGAGUAUCCAUUCUUUGUGCAGGACCGAGGCUGGUCUUCUUGCUGUCCCCAGAAAACCUCACAGCUGUAUGGCUUAUCCUGCCGCCAGCUCAUGGAGGGGGAUGUGUGCCUGGCUCUUACCCCCACACCCACCCAAACCCACCGGACACACACGCGUACCAGCUCCAGGGCCCAUCGCAUCCAACCUCCUUCCAGGGCUGCAGGAGCAUCCAGUAGCUCACACAGGGAGGAGAUGCCACCUCCACCUCCUCCUCCCCCUCUUCCUUACCACCCGCCUCCUACGGCACCGGCCCCUCCACGAGCCCUGGCUGCAGAGCCUCCCAUUCAGGAGCAGCUGCGUCCGCGCAAAAGGCGCUGGUCUGCCCCAGACACCCUUCCAUCAACCAGAACUGAUGCUCCUAGCCUCCUGGAUUUACCUCAAGGCUCCAAGCUAAUGAAGUGGCAGUAGAAACUGGGAAAUGCAUAUGUAUACAUGCAUACUUACACACACACUCAUAAGCACAUACACACCCUCCUUGUCUCUGUUGCACCCACCAAGACAAACAAUGGAGAGACCUCAAGGCAGGGUUGCAGGGAAGGAAUAAUAAUAAUAAAAAAAAAAACAAUAGAAAACGCAAUUUACGGGUGUCCACACUGCUGCCCAAAAAAUGAAUCGUCUAGUCCUUGUUGCACCCAUGCAGUCCUUUCCCUGCCUUUCCUCAACCUUAAUUAGCACAGCCCUUAAAGGAGCAGCAGUUGGAGGAUUUCUGGAUGGCUCCUUACAGACACACUGAAGACAUUUAGUGAGACAAUCAAGCACAUGUCUGUGUUCACUCUGUUUUUGUAAUGGUUGUCCCACACACUUACUGACUGACAGUGUUUUCUGCAGGGUAUCGAUUUUCAAUCAGUGUUAUGAAAGUAAACGCUAUUGAAGCAUUGCAGAUAUAUACGAACAAAAGUCGGCUAUAAAUAUAUAUAUAUACAUACAUAUAUAUAUAUAUAUAUAUAUUACAUUACAGAUGUUAUAUACAGUAAAUAUGCUAAACAGAUUUAAUGCAAUCUCUCUGUCAAUUUUGCAAUGCAUCUUUUUUUUAUUGUUUUCUUGCUUCUGAGCCGAUGUCUACUUGUCGGCCUGGGCAGGCAAGGUGAAUGUAUGAGCAACUCUUCGCCUUUUUUAUUCUCAUCACUGGGAGUCAUUUCAUACAACUGUUCGUCAAGGCAUUACCCUCCAAUAUGUUCUUAACAUUAUCUCUGAGAAAGGGAGAACACUAAUGAAAACUGCGUAACAGACAAUCCCACCCACACAGACAGGUCUGUGCCACAUCGCCUCGACACUCAUGGUGUUUUUCCAUUAAAAACUGAAUGAUGGAAAGAGUAAAAAAGUGCAGUACGGCUGAAGAGUAAUGGUGCUAAUAACACGUUGGAACAUGAUGCUUUGUGAAUACUCUUGACCCCUGUGUACUGUACGCUUCUGUUCCCAUCUCAUUUUUUACGUACUGUAUAUGUUUGAAGGCAGGGAAAAAUGAUGAAAGUAUUUUAAACUCAGAUACGGGUAUCUCUUCUGAUUCAGCACACUCUCUCACUUUAGUUUUUGUGUUUUUUAUUUUAUUUUCAAAAAGAGAACCUUACUUGUUGAUUUUUCUUUUUAAAUGUUAUAGCUACAAAAAUGUAUAUUUUUAAAAAUUGUGAAUCUGUUACAUGAUGUUCGCUAGAAAUAAAAGGAAAAAAGCUUUAUAGA